GUACUCACUUCCUUCUCACUACGUUUAGCAUCCCCGUCUCCUUCACCAUCAAGAUAAUAACUCUCACUCGUUCUUCUACAUAUUAGUUGCUAGCAUAUCAUUGUCUUCUCUCAUUCACACUCCAAGAGAAAUUCCAGUCUCCUCCAUAUAUCUCCUUUUCAAUUCAAGCAAGAGAGAGAGAGAGAGAGAGAGAGAGAGAGAGAUGGGUGCAGAUUGGGGGCCAGUCGUUGUCUCCGUAGUUUUGUUCAUCCUCUUGUCACCAGGGUUGCUUUUCCAAAUACCGUCAAGAGUAAGGGUGAUAGAGUUCGGGAACAUGAGCACAAGCGGGAUUGCCAUUCUGGUUCAUGCCAUUAUUUACUUUUGCAUAGUCACCAUCUUGAUCAUUGCAAUCGGCAUUCACAUAUAUUCAUGAUCAUGAUUGGAUCCAAACUAUGUUCACCCCUAUUUGUUUUGGUCUUUUUUUUUUCCUUUCUAAUCUUCCUCAUCAGGACAGGGAUGUUGUUCUAAUUUCUCCUUCUUUGUAACUCUAAUGGUCCUUACUUGACUCCUUGUUUAGUGUUAUGCGGGUGUCUAGUAGGUUUGGUUCAUAUUAAAAGAAAAAUCCAUUAAUUGUCUUACAUUGGAAAAGAAAGAAAAAUAAAUAUAUAAAACAUUGUAUUUUA
Quercus robur (English oak) is the source of this 662-nucleotide messenger RNA. RefSeq lists its product as uncharacterized. The coding region runs from base 203 to 412 and encodes 69 amino acids. NCBI's taxonomy places the organism in Eukaryota, Viridiplantae, Streptophyta, Magnoliopsida, Fagales, Fagaceae. The record is from RefSeq and is a predicted model, not a curated record. The transcript has a single exon.